Aspergillus homomorphus CBS 101889 is the source of this 668-nucleotide messenger RNA. RefSeq lists its product as uncharacterized. NCBI's taxonomy places the organism in Eukaryota, Fungi, Ascomycota, Eurotiomycetes, Eurotiales, Aspergillaceae. The transcript has 3 exons. The record is from RefSeq and is a predicted model, not a curated record. The coding region runs from base 38 to 604 and encodes 188 amino acids.
GAGCUUUCUCCUCUCGGUCAGUGCAUAUGCAGAUACGAUGAGUGAUGAACGCCCCGUUAAGAGGUGGUUCAAGCGGGUUUUCGAGCGGGAUUCAGCAAGGGGGUCAAAGGUGUCGACGAGACAUGACGCUACCAGAGUGCCUGUGGUGACAACAAAGAAUGGCUCCCCCUAUGCUUCCAACGAGUCGCAGGCGACUUUCACAGUCCCAGUUACUCAGCAGACAACCACAGACCCUUCUGCCUCGAUUACGGCGCUUCGGGAGAAAAGAAUCUCAUCAGCCAUUCAAGACAGAGAGAAGAGUGCCGUAACUCUGAGUGCGGAUCGAAAGCAAGAUACUGAUAGCAGCGUCGCUGAAGUUACUUCACCUUCUCUCUGGGACAACGCAUAUGAUUCUCUGAGGCAAGAGAAACCUGAGUUGUUGUCUGAGUAUGAAGACCUUUUUUCCAGAGUGCUCAUCAAGGCUGAAACGAGGACCUCAGCGGUCCCAACUCAGGAAGAUGAUACAAAACCUGUCAGAAAUCAGAUCCCCCAGGGAAAACAUAGCCUUGCGUCGGAAGAAGCUGAAACAGAUAACCGAGCUUGGCCUGAAGCAUAUGGAAGAUAAGGAGGUCAAAGUGACUGUUCUAGGCCAUGAUGUCAGUCUGGAAAACGGAGUGGGUAAGAUCGGC